This is a messenger RNA of Amoebophrya sp. A120, 745 nucleotides long. NCBI's taxonomy places the organism in Eukaryota, Dinophyceae, Syndiniales, Amoebophryaceae. The record is from the annotation of a GenBank genome assembly.
AGGACAUCAACACAAGCAGCAACGACUGGGGUCGUGUCGUGAUCACGCUGUUGUGAUAGAUUGCACAACCCGGGGGCAAUUCGUCAUCGUAUUGUCAACUUUGAUAUUAAAGAUUAUCAGUGAAGAAGAUUCACCACCAGUUUUUGAAUUUGUAUUCAGCAAUGGUAAAAAAGGUCCUAUUCUUUUUGUUUUUCUCACACACACACACACAAGGAAUUCGUUGUGGUCACCGCGAUGUCGAGAGUCACAGCGAAAGUGCUCCGGUUCAGGGCAGAGUCACAUCUUGUACUAUCAGGUAAGACAGAUUUCGAUUUCAUUCAGAUUACAAGACAGCAACAGUAUGGCCACGAGGCAAAGUGGUAUUUUGGCUUACAGAUAUAUCUAUUGUAGUGUAUGCGUAUAAUUAUAUAUAAACGUCAGCAGGUGGCGAAAAAAAGCGCCACUGUCUCGGUGAAUACGAGGCCGAAACAGAUAAAUGGAUAUACGUAACUAACAUUCUUUUUUUGGCGGAAGAUUACUUUCUAUGUUCCCGAAGCCUGUGCUCGCAAAGAAAACGAUGUAGCGACACACUUUAUGUUUUGUAUUGAUUCGACUAUCUUAUCACAUACUAUACUCAUUAUGAUUAUCGAAGCAGACGCCAAAGAGCAACGACGACUUACUUGUCAGCGGUAAAAAUAGUUCACAGAUUAUCACAGUAUAAAAGCGAAAGCUUGAAAGCCACGUAAAAAUUAGUUGAUACACAUCA